This is a messenger RNA of Melitaea cinxia (Glanville fritillary), 5964 nucleotides long. RefSeq lists its product as uncharacterized. Lineage: Eukaryota; Metazoa; Arthropoda; Insecta; Lepidoptera; Nymphalidae. The record is from RefSeq and is a predicted model, not a curated record. The transcript has 54 exons.
AUGUUAGACGCUGAUGAGCCGUUUAAGCCUGACCAGGCUUACGAAUAUUUUAUUAAUAUUAGAAAAACAAAGAAAAAAGUAGCUAGAAAAGAAAAUCGUUCUUUGAGGUAUAGCGGUGAAGUAGGAUAGAAAAGGGAUAUAGUGGCUAUUUGCGGUGACAAAAGAUUUGAGUGGGCACGAAAUGCGACAGUAGCGUUCGCUCGAGGUAUACAACAAAGGCUGGCCAGACCUGGCAAUUACGUUUUGGGUGAUAGAAUGUUGCGGUUAUCAAAUAUAAUUUUAGACGAUAUAUGUGGUUACAUGAAUAUGAAAACUCCAUCUAGGCGAUGCAUUCAUCCCAAAGCAAAAUUUAUGAUGGAAAUGGCUGAUAAGGUAACAGUUUGGAUAGACGAAAUUUUGGCGGAGAGUGAAGACCGUAUGCUGAUGAUGGACUUCGAUGAGGAUGAAGAUCAAAUAAGAGCUGAUGAAGCAGGAGAUACAGGAUUCACAGACGACUUUCUGAAUAUGAUGAGCGAUGUAACUCAAUCAGCUUAUUUAAAAUUUACCGGUGAAAUGCUUGAAGCUUUUAUAAUUUUAACGGAUUCGAUGUAUGCGAAGGGAGAAGAGAAUCUGCUUUCAUACGGAAAAUUUAACCAAACCUUUUCAGAAGCAGCGGAUGAAUUAAAACAGGCACCUGAUUUCGAAGCAACUGAAUACAGUACAGUUUUAGCAACUGAAUUAAAAAACAAUCUUGCUGCUGUUGCUAAACCUAAUACACCUAAUAAUAUCGUUCCUUUCAUGAAAGAUAUGGUUGAAAUUUGUUCAAAUUACCUUGCUCAAAAUGCCGAAUUUAGCAAGGAUAAAGGACCUGCCUUUAAAAUAUUACUGAAAGCAAUGCAAGAAAAAAAGAAUGAGCAAUUGUACCAAAAAGGGAAAGCCAAGCGCACUUACGCAAAAGCUGCAUCAGAACUCAAAAAUGCUAAAGGCUUAGAAUCCGAUUACGAUGACCCUAAUUUAUCUCAAGACAUCCAUUCAAAAUUAUCGCAUCUAGUUGCUACUCAAACACCGGCUGAUCUGAAAAAAGAUAUGUCAGAGACAUUAGACGCCUGCUCCAAAUAUUUGUCACAAGCUGCAACUGAUGAAAUUGAACGCGGUCCAGCAUUUGAUAUAUUAAUAAAAGAAUUGGAAAAAAAGGGAGCUGACCCGUUUAUGCCACAAUACAUACCACUAGCAUCAAAUUUUGCUACAGCAUAUGUGUUAAAAUCAGCUCCAGGUUUUAGUUCAGUAUUACCAGAUCCAUCAACAGCACCAAUGUUUGUCAACGCUCUACAUAAGAUUGUUGAUACAGUUACGCCAAAAUCGUUAGUUAUGGACAUGCGAGAUGUAAUUCUACGUUGUUCUAAUUAUUUGUCAGCGUUUAUGAGAGACAGAGAUAGAGCAUUUGAAUCUCUCAUAAAGAUGAUGAAGAGUAAUGCAAACAAGGAAUUAGCGAAAAGAAAUAAUUACGCCAUGAAUUAUGGAACUGGAGCUAACGAGUUAGACGCUGCUCCAACUAUAAUACCUUAUAUGCCAGUUAAAGAUAUAGCCGAAGAAGCGAGAAAGAACUUGACUAAAGAUAUGGAAAGCAAUACUCCAGCCGAAAUGCAGAUACCUGUAAAAGCACUAAUCAAAGAUGUAUCUAAAUUUCUAUCUCAACCGAUUGCUAUGCGAAGUGGUAUAGCCGGUGAAAAAUACCCGCUAAAUUUCUUAGCAGCCGUUAAGAAAUCUCUAGGGACAAGACCACUUUAUAAAUACAAGUGUUUCGGACAAACUUAUACCGACGCCGCUGACGAGUUAAAGUACGCUGGUCAGUUAGAAUCCAACCCCAAAUGUGAAAAUUUGAAAGCAGAAAUUUCAUCAGAAAUGAAGCGUGGAAUUCCAACUAGAUUAGCUUCAACAAUCACCAGUAAUUUAAAUGAUACUAUGGAAGACGCUUCGAAGCACUUGGCUAAAGUUGGAACUGAUAAAGGCGAAGCCUUGCAACAUUUGGUCAAUUUGAUGAAAGAAGAAGGCGAAACUCCACUAGGCCAAAUACAAGGAUAUCAACAAAGCUAUAAGGAUGGGGCAAGAAGAAUUGAGAAUGCGCCCACUUUAACUAACGAAAAGGUUGACAAGGGAGCUUAUGAGCUUGUAAGAGGAAAAUUGACCAAUUUAACAGAAAAGAAACCAUCUCCUGAUCAUAGUAAAGAAAUGCCAGCUAUUGUUGACGAAAGUUCUAAGUUUUUGGCUUCUCCGUUUCCGGAGAAUGAAGCUGAAAAAAGACGUCUAUUAGCUGAUCUAAUGGCUAGAAAAGGUGACGAAAUAUUGGGUCAUGGGGGAAUUUAUAAACUAACUUACACAGAAGGAGGAGAAGAAAUUAUGAAUGCUCCUGUGGGAUUCGUCAAGGCGCAAGAUGAAAAUACUAAAAAGGAAAUACUUCAAAAAGUAAACUCAGUAAUACCUGAAAAAAAGUUACAAAAUUUACUUAAAGAACCAGCAAAUGAAGGUUCUACUUACUUAAGCGAUAUAAUAAAAGGGAGAGGGGAAGCUAUGCAAGUCUUACAUGACGAAAUGAAGAAAGAAAAUGACAAAGAUUUGAUAACUGUUGGCAAAUUCUCAAAAACUCACGGACAGGGAGCUGAAAUGCUAAAAACUGCUCCACAUUUUGGUGGGCAAAAUCCAUCACCUGUGUUAGUUGACAAAGUUAGUGAAAAGAUUAAAAAACUUUCAACUUCUGGAGUUUCAGAAACGGCUAAACCGUAUAUUUCAGAUGCCUCAGAAAUUACUACUCAAUACAUUGCUGGAAUAGCAACCAAAGAAUGUGGACUUAAUGCAAAAGCUCUUGCGGCGUUAGACGAAGAAAAAAAAGUCGGAGGAAUGAGUGGUAAAAGUGGUGUUAGUGACGUUGCUAGUUCUAGUAGAGCCACUGCUGGUUUUGGAGAAGGAUCGCAUAAAGAUGAUGAUGAAAGAAGAAGACAACAGGAAGAGGCAGAAAGAAGACGACAACUAGAAGAGGCGCAAAGAAGACGGAAACAGUUAGCAGAUGAGAGACUUCGUCGUGUAGCAUCAGGACAAGAGCUUGAAUUUGACCCAGAACAUGAGCAAGCAAUGCAAAUACUUCACAGUCAGUUACGCGCGCAUGGUGGUGAAAUAUUUUAUAAGCAACCACAGACGGAAUUGACACAUGUACAGGCUUCAGAAUGGCUCUCAAUGAAACCACCUAUGAAGGUGGACAAAUCUGUAAAGGAAUCUGGAGACACUGCACGCCUUCAUAAAAAAUUUGAGCGCAAACUUAGCAACAUCGUCAGUAAGAGCACGCCUCCGGAAAUGUAUGAUACGAUGCAAGAUGUAAUAAUUGAAUCUGCAAGAAUCCUUUCGGAAUAUUUCGUCUCGCAAAAUUACAAGAUGCUCGUACGUAUAGCUCUUAUAUUAGAAAUGCAGAAACGAGGAAAUGAAAUUCUUAUUGAAGCUAACGAUAACGCCGAAACCUUUUUCUUUGCUGCACAAAGGUUGAAAAAGGCGACUUCUUUAGAAGUGACUGAACCAUGCUUGCAAAUAUCUUAUCAUUUGGUAAAAAAAUUAGAAGACAUCAUGAAAUGUCGCUCAAUGGCCCGAAAGUUGACAUCAGCUUUAAAAGAUGAACACAUUGAGGCAUACGUUUGUUUACUUAACGAAAUGGAAGCAGCAGGGGAUCGUUUACUUAUUGAAGGAGACAUUUCUAAAUCGUAUAAAGACGCCGCAGCGUACCUCCGACAAUUAACAUCCUUUCAAGAUUUGAUAUGUUUACCGAAUCCCAAGUCACAAUCAAAUAUAGAGGGAAAACUCAAGGCACUUAUGGCUAAUGUCGCCGCAGAUGGUUAUAAUAAAUCCACAAUUGACGGUGUUAUAAGUGAAUCAACUAAGUUGCUCGUAUCAUACAUCAUGCUUCAAGGAAUUAAGACUGAAGCGUUCAAAAUAUUAAUAGAUGAAAUGGAUCGGGAAAGAGAUUAUGUUCUGUUACGUCACGGAAAUAUUCGCAAAACUUAUACAGACGGUGCCGACUUGUUACGUUCUAAAAACGCUGAUCAACUAAACGUGCAAGGUGCAGAUCCCGUAGUGGCAAGAAAGAUACAAAUAAAACUUCUUACUUUGAUGGACUUGAGCACUCCUGACAAAUAUCGCACAUUAAUGGAUGACGUAAUCGAAGACGUUACAGCGUAUUUAGCUGUCCAUUUCCUGCAACCACAGGUGAUACAAGUUUGCAAAUGCAUAAAGGAUGUAUUUGUACAGUGUGAAUUAUGGAGCGAUGAAAUAUUGCGUCGGGUUACAAAACCCUGCUGUACAUGUGCCCGUCACAUUUCUGCACAAACCCUUAUGGACCUAAGUCCUGGUAUGUCUAGGCCUCCUCAUGGGAUAGAUAUAUCUAUAACUCCAUGUCCAUCAAAGUCAAACAGGAUAUACUUAAACGAAAGCGAAAAACCAUAUGAUCAGUCAUGCCCAGCAAAAAAACCAAUUGAUGAUUGUAACAAUAAUACGAUUUCGUAUCUUGUACAUUCAACUGAAUGUCAUCGACGACGUCAAAGUUUGACUCUAGCGAGAGCGCCACCGACAUUUUUUAGUACACCUGAAACACCAUCGUGUUCAUCAAUGAAUGCUGUUUGUAGUACAAAAUCUUACGCCGAUAAUACGCAAACCUCAGAAAUACAAGAAGUAACACCUACUGCAGAAGAUAAAAUGCAAGAAACUGGCACUUCGUCGCCAGGUUCAUUUCAUACUCCCCAAUCAACUAUUUCUGAUUCAAAAGGUCAAAACAAAGAUGCUAUUUUCUGGCAAUCACCGACCGCUAUGCUAGCAAGAAUAUAUACUCCAAUAAAAAAUGAAAUGGAAUCAACAACACAAGCAAUUAAAUCUACGAAUUCCAUAAAUCGAUCCAGAAGUAUAGCUUCAGCGAAACGCGGAUAUAAUGCAAGAGCUCCUAUUGUAACAACAGAUCAAAUGUCUGAUUGGCAUUCCAUGAUGGUUAGUUUAAUGUGGAAUGUUCAGGCUUGGCGCGAUUGGAUACAGGAGAACAUAGAUAGAGCUGUAACCAAUCCAAGUCACGCUAGUACUAUGUUAGAUGAAACUUGGACGAAGUUCCAAAGACAAGUCACAAUUGAAGCUUUGCAAUGGAGACAAUAUAAUAAUUUUAGCCGGCAGUUAACACUCCGUCUCGCUCAACGAUAUAGAGAUAAAAAAAUUGUAUCUCCAACUAGAGCUACGCUUAAGACCAAAGCUUAUAUGGAAUGUCAGGAUGAAAUGUUUGAUAUUAUCGAUAUGUUUAGCCGUUGGACGCAUUGGUUGACUGCUGUAGUAAAGGAAACAGAUACUCUAAAACAACCAACGAGUAAUAUUUUGGAAUGUAAUUUGAAAUGGAAUCAUUUUAAGAGCAAAGUAGAAGAAUAUUUGGAAGAUUGGAACAAAUACAAUAUGCAUUUAAAAGUAUGCUGGGAGCAAAAAUACAAGUUGAUUGCAGACUGGCUCCCAGGCUGGAGCCAUUCAGGGCCCGUGUGGGUCGUGAGCGCUUGCGGCGCGGUGCCUGGCGGUGCAGUGGCUGCCGGUGUCUACGAGGGAGAGGUCAUCUGGGUAGCACGGACUACACACAGAUGCAACGUCGUACCCGGCGCUCUAUAUCCAUCAAAACAUUGUUGCAUUGUGUACAGUAAUGGCGGAGUUCAUCAUUACACUAAAUACCAGGUGAUGUGCAACGCGUCGGUGUCGUGGGUGGCGUGUCGCGCGGGCGAGGGGGGUGAGGAGGGCGCGGCGGUGUGCGGCGGGGCGGGGGUGCGCGCGGUGCGCGUACGCGACGGAGUGUUGGUCGGGCGCGUGCUGUACCGCGGCUCGCACCUCGUGGGCGCCGUGCACGCGCCGCACUACCGCUGUCACGUCGUGAUCUUCGACCGCCCCUUCGCUUUCAACUGCUACGAACUUCUCGUCCUCGACGAACGAUAG